AUGACUGUCUAUUUUAUCGCAGGAGCUUCAAGAGGAAUUGGUCUGGAAGUUGUAAGACAACUGAGCAGCACCCAAAGCAAUCACGUGAUCGCUAGCUACCGGUCUAAAAACACUGCUCAAGACCUAUUCGAGCUGUCUAAACAGAAGAACGUCGACCUUGUCGAUCUCGAUGUGGAUGAUGAAAAAUCCGUUGACCUGUUGUCUUCCAAAUUGGAGAAGCUCACAUCGGUCAUUGAUGUUGCUGUCCUCAACGCUGGAAUCGGGAAAAACUAUGCUUCCGUCAUCGACACUCCACGUGACGCAUGGAUUCAGCACUUUGUUACCAACACUUUGGGUCCAAUUGCUGUUUUCAAACAGAUUCGUGAGCUCGUUUUAAAGUCAACGAUCCGUAAGGUUUACUUCACUUCAAGUGCGGCAGGCUCAAUCCAAAACUACAUUUCGUUCCCUAUAGCAGCAUACGGUACAUCCAAAGCGGCUUUGAACUUUGCUGUGAAAGAGCUUACUGACGAGAUCCCGGAGAUUACUUUUGUGAUGUUCCACCCUGGUCUUGUUCCCACCGAGCUUGUCAUGAAUCCACUGGACGCAAUGAUGGAGGAUGAGGAUGCAAAGAAGGCUUUCCUUGCAUUGAGUCUGACUCCUGCACAAAGUGCAACCUACAUUAUUGCGGCCAUCAAUUCGAACAUCAAAUCUGGUAGAUUUAUCAGGGUCGAUGAUCAAACUGACAUCCCAUUCUAA
This is a messenger RNA of Ogataea philodendri, 735 nucleotides long. RefSeq lists its product as uncharacterized. The record is from RefSeq and is a predicted model, not a curated record. The transcript has a single exon. The coding region runs from base 1 to 735 and encodes 244 amino acids. NCBI's taxonomy places the organism in Eukaryota, Fungi, Ascomycota, Pichiomycetes, Pichiales, Pichiaceae. Gene Ontology annotation, molecular function: oxidoreductase activity, acting on the CH-OH group of donors, NAD or NADP as acceptor.